Cynara cardunculus var. scolymus (artichoke) is the source of this 1109-nucleotide messenger RNA. RefSeq names its product putative cyclin-D6-1. The record is from RefSeq and is a predicted model, not a curated record. Gene Ontology annotation, cellular component: cyclin-dependent protein kinase holoenzyme complex; cytoplasm; nucleus. Bases 31 to 873 code for a protein of 280 amino acids. Gene Ontology annotation, molecular function: cyclin-dependent protein serine/threonine kinase regulator activity. Lineage: Eukaryota; Viridiplantae; Streptophyta; Magnoliopsida; Asterales; Asteraceae. Gene Ontology annotation, biological process: regulation of cyclin-dependent protein serine/threonine kinase activity; mitotic cell cycle phase transition. The transcript is spliced from 6 exons.
AGAAGUUAAGAUAUAUUCACUUAAAAACUAAUGGAUUUCUUCUUUGAUCUUGAGAUUCCAUUAACGAGCUUCAAAGAACAUCAAUCCGACAUACUUCCAUCUCUGUUUGCCGAUGAAUCUGUUUUCGUUCUUCACGAUUUUCCCGCCAAUUUUCGCCAAGAAGCAUUGAUGGUCAUAUCCAAGUUUUCCGAAGAUUUGGAUCCGUUCGUGACCUACCUUGCUGUUAAUUAUAUGGAUCGAUUCAUUUCUGCUCAAAAACUUGUGAAUCAAGAGAAGCCUUGGAUCGUCGGGCUUGUAGCGAUUUCAUGCCUUUCUCUUUCUGUAAAAAUGAAGAAUUCUGAUUUAGCCAUACCAGAUUUACAGGGAUACAAAUGCUCGAUUUAUGAUGCAAAAUCCAUUAGUCGAAUGGAGGUUCUUAUUCUCACGUCUCUGAAAUGGCGAAUGCGAUCAAUUACGCCAUUUUCAUUCCUCUAUUACUUCCUUUCGUUGUUUGAGCUUGAAGAUCCAUGUUUAUCACAAGCAAUCAAAGAUCGAGCUUCACAGAUCAUAUUGAAAUCUUCUUACGGAAUCAAGUAUUUGGAAUUUAGACCAUCAGUGAUUGCAGCAUCUGCUCUUCUUCAUGCAUCUCAACAUCUGAUUCCCCUUCAACAUUCUCAGUUCAGAGCUGCAAUUUCCUCAUGUAAAUAUCUAAACAAAGAAAGCUUGGAAGAAUGCUUAGGUGUAAUGCGGAACAUGGCAUCGAAUAUAAAAGAGUCGACUAGUGUCGUUGACCACCAAUGUAGAAGCAGCGAAAGCGAAAACAAUACAAGCAUGAAACGGAGGAGAUUGAAUGACCGACACAUCAUCCCAUUUUCACAAUUUGAAAAUUGUUGAAAUUGAUGGCGUUUAUACGGAUACAAUUUUCGCUUUGUAUGCCGAGGGUGAAUCGACCAUAAAAUAUAGCAUCUUGAGUCACCUUAGUGUUAGAUUAUAUUAUUAGCUUAGCUAUGCGAGCCGAUUAAUCCCACAGCGACCACCUGUUUUGACCACCUGCAAAGCAGGUAGCCUGAAGUCAUCAUAUUUGAACAUUUGUGGCCACAAGGGGAUUUUUAUUCCUCAUUCUGAGACCU